CAGAAUUUUCGUUAACAGAUCAUUGCAUUUGGAAAAUAUUAAGUUCUAUGGAUUCGAUAUGGAUUACACACUGGCAGAAUACAAAUCGCCACAAUAUGAACAACUCGGUUUCGACCUUGUCAAGGAGCGACUUGUUAGCAUGGGUUACCCUAAGGAAAUACUACAAUUUGAAUAUGACCCUUCGUUUCCUGUACGUGGUCUCUGGUUUGAUACACUUUAUGGCAAUUUAUUGAAGGUAGACGCAUAUGGAAACAUAUUGGUUUGUGUGCAUGGAUUUGAGUUUUUGAAGCACCACCAGGUUUAUGAAUUGUAUCCAAAUAAAUUCUUGAAAUUGGAUGAAUCACGCGUUUAUGUAUUGAAUACACUAUUCAAUUUGCCGGAGACUUAUUUAUUAGCUUGCCUAGUAGACUUCUUUACAAAUAGUUCAGUUUAUGAGAGUAACUUCAAAGGAAUUUCGUUGAUAUCGUAA
Molecule: messenger RNA, 469 nt
Organism: Teleopsis dalmanni
Lineage: Eukaryota; Metazoa; Arthropoda; Insecta; Diptera; Diopsidae
Product: cytosolic purine 5'-nucleotidase-like
Exons: 4
Coding region: 59-469 (136 amino acids)
Molecular function (GO): 5'-nucleotidase activity
Source: RefSeq, a predicted model, not a curated record